Molecule: messenger RNA, 1675 nt
Organism: Teleopsis dalmanni
Lineage: Eukaryota; Metazoa; Arthropoda; Insecta; Diptera; Diopsidae
Exons: 4
Coding region: 36-1652 (538 amino acids)
Source: RefSeq, a predicted model, not a curated record
CGUGAAUAUCAGUUUUCAAAAAAAAAAAAUACAAGAUGUUUCGGAAAUGGUUUGCUAGUAAAGAAUCUGAUGAUAGUUCCAAUGAUAGCUUUGAGACUCUUGAAAAGAUGUGCAACAAAUCGGCAUCUGAUCCAGACAGCACCCUGCACAAAUAUUUAUAUGGUAAGACAAAAGAUGGGGAUGAGCGAGAUAACGUAAACAAAACUAGUGAAUAUAAUUUGGACUUGAAUAUAAAUGAUGAACAUACAGAUCAAACAAGAGAAGAUUUUAAGAAUAUAUUUUGCGGUGACUUGACACAACUAGAUGAUAUUGAGCCUCCAACACGAUUGUGGGAGAACAGCUGUAUGGAUACAAUUGACUCAGAGAAAUCACUAGUCAAACUGGUUUGCUCAAUACGUUCUUCUACAUUUAUUGAAGAAGGUGAGGAGUCUGAAGUAUCCUGCACAAGUUAUUACACUGCAAACGAAGAUUCCAGUGAUGAAAUGAGUACCAAUUUCUAUACCACAGUAUAUGAUAAUUGUCAGUCUUAUAAUUAUAACUUAACAAAUGUGAAGAAACACGAAUUUGCUGGAGUGGAUGGCGCAGACACCCAUUUAAACAAGAAUGAGUUGAUGAAUGUAUCAUCAGGCAAUAAAAAGGCAGAUGCAUUUUGUUGUGAUGCGGAAGAUAAAAAUAUUUUUGAUUUUAAUUUUAAGUUUGAUGAUUCUAUUAUUGAUUUAGCUUCCACGGAGAAAGAUACAUAUGAUCAGGAUGAAAUAGAUGAAAUUAUUAAGUCCGCGAUUUCUUUAAAUGCUAUAAAAUGUGAGUCAGAGCCAAAUGAAAAUUCUCAAAUUGGUGUUGGAGAUGUUAUGCUGUCCUUAAGUUUUGAUAAUACUUUGGAAGAAGUUGAUUACCUAAUUAAUCAGUACUUAGCUGAAACAAAUACAGGAAUUGUUGACAAACCAAUUAAAAAGAAAGGAGCAGAUGAAAAACAGAAUUCUAAAACUGUUUAUGGAGUCCAUAAAACAAAAGCUAAAACAUUUAAAAAGAAGUCAGUGUUAACAAAAGAAUAUCAUAAACGAGCUGAAAAUAAGGAGAAUCAUUCUGCUAUAAAUAAAAAUAAGCCCAAACUUGAUUUAUUUAAAAAUACCAAACCAUUAGUAAGGAAAACUAACAAUGAGUUUAAGGACAUUGUAAGCCCAAUUGGAGCAUAUAUUCACAAAACCACAAACGCUCCACUUAUGAUAAAUUUCAAACCUAUCAACACAACAUCCAACAUUAACGAAGCAGCCGUUUUUAAAAAUUUGGAUUUCAAGUCAAAUUGUAUUGGCAAAAUGACGACUUAUGAUGAGAGUGACCUUAUACCGAAUACCUCAACAAAAUUACCGAAAAAGGCUUAUAUAUCUUCUGAUUGUAAAAAUUUUUAUGAUGAACGACGACCAGUCAAAAUUCCAGGUGGGCAAAAGAUUCAUAAAUUCCUAGAUUCCGCUACCUUGCCAGCUGUUGUACGGCAUGAGGGUAAAGCUAAAAUUCCACCUGGUAUGCUGGGUGUAUUUGCAAAAGAGUCAAAGAAAGAAGUUUCAGAACAACAUGAUUCUACCUUAUUUGGUUUUGAUGUUCAAGCAGGUGAAAUAUCUAUUUACACAAUCAGAGAUGCUCAACAAUUUAAAUAAUCAACUUUUAUAAUUUCAAUAAU